Molecule: messenger RNA, 2489 nt
Organism: Mugil cephalus (flathead mullet)
Lineage: Eukaryota; Metazoa; Chordata; Actinopteri; Mugiliformes; Mugilidae
Product: ZP domain-containing protein-like
Exons: 9
Source: RefSeq, a predicted model, not a curated record
ACAACUGCUCCAACAAUCACCACAACUUCUCCAACAACAACCACACCAUAUUUCCGAACAACAAUUGCUCCACUCAGCAAGAUUCCUCUGCAAUUUACAGUUCAUGUGGAAUCACACAACGCCCCUUCAUGUCUUGAUGGUGAUUAUUUUCCCAUUUUCUUGUCACCAACUCCGGCAAAUGGAGUAAAUCUUCCAGCAUUUGUCAACCACACCCUCGAAAUCACAGUCAGAUCCACAGCCCAGUUCACCACGAUUUAUGACUUGAUUGUGACAGGACCAAGUAGCAUUACGAAGCAGAAAGUCUCCACAGGACUAUAUACAAUACAAUGGACGCCAACUGAACAGGAUGUCAAUGAUCACUUUCCAAUCUGCUUCGUUUCUGAAGCAAGAGACAGAUACCAAGUCUAUCAGUCAGAGCUUCGUUGUGUGACCGCUGAUGUUGGACACCAAGAGGCCACUGUGACGUGUAAUGAAACUACGAUAACCGUGGAAGUGGAGAAGUCGUACCUCAUCAGACGCAACUUGGACAACCUGCAUCUGAACGACUUCACGGAUCCUUCCUGCAACCUGACAACUCACUCCAAUGAGACCCACCUGAUGACUGUCAUGUCGCUGAACGCCUGUGGGACUCAUGUGGAGGAGGACGAAGACAACAUCAUCUUUGUAAACGAGAUCUCAUCUGCUGACCCAGAUGAGAUCAUCUCCAGGCGUCACGACGUUGAGAUCGUCUUUUCCUGCUCUUAUCCAAAGCGAACCAACCUGACCCUGGGCUUCAGGCACAAAAACCCAUACGCCUUCACAGAGAAAGGCUUCGGUGCUUUCACCUUUCAGUUUGAGUUCUUUGAGAGCCAACGCUUUAGGAAACAAGUGGACGGCAGCACCUACCCAGUGGAGGUGUACCUGAAGCAGAUGAUCUUCAUGCAGAUUGAGGCGACCACCAACAUCCCCAACACUGAGCUGUUUGUGGAGUCCUGCAAGGCGACUCCCUAUGACAACCCCAACUCCCGCAUCAGCUACACCAUCAUCGAAAAUGGAUGUGUGAAAGACAAAACUGUGCAAAUCUACCCCAGCUCCAAGUCUCAGUUCAGAUUUGGAAUGGAGGCUUUUGAGUUCAUCGGCGCUCAUGAUGAGGUCUACAUCACAUGCUCCGUCCUCCUGUGUGAGAGCGGCGCCUCUGGAACCCGGUGUUCUCAGGGAUGCAUCAGCUCCAACUCAGGGACGCAUCGCAGAAAAAGGGAAGCUGCAGCUGAGACUGGAAGACACUCCAUUUCCCAGGGACCUUUGCACCUGGUCAAGACUUCUGACAGCCAAUCAUCCGGGGUGAGCAUGAAUCUGGGCAUGAACCUGGUCUUCGUCGGCUGCCUCCUGGUAUGCGGGGUGGUGAUCUACAGAGCAAAGAGGUCCAGACCUAAAUACCAGGCCCUGCCCACCUCUGAGGAAGACUAAAGACCACAUUCAUUUAAAGACAAUGAAGAGAGGUUUUGUUUUGGUUUUGGUGUUUAAAAUGCUUUGAGGUUCUUUUUCUUGGUGUGUCAGGGUGUGAAAAUAAGAAGGUUUAAAUAUAAAAAUUCACAGACUUUAAACAGUUACUUGCAGAGAUGUUAAGGGAACAUUGUUCUCUAUAAGGUAUCAUUAUUCUAAUGAAGUAUCAUCCAAAGUUUUCCUGUUUGUGAGGGGUUUUGAUUACAACAGGUUAUUUGUUUCACUGUGGGCUGAUGUUAUGCAUCUUUUUCUAGUUUAAAGCACACAAUGCGACUGCCGUGAAAUUGUGGAUUAUUAGAAGGUGUCAAGACGGAAUCCAAAAACUUUGUAGAAUGGGAUGAGCAGACAGGAUUUGAUUGAUUCCGGAUUAUAGUUAUUAUAGUUAAAAGGAUUAUGACCUUCUAGAUUAAACCCCAGAUUUUAAAAAAUCUUAUACAAACAAAGUUGUUAAAAUGUACUAGUUUUAAUUAUGUUGCAAAUGCAUCUAAUAGGGGUUUUUGUUUGGUUUUAUUGUCUUUUUUUUUUUUUUUUUUUACUAUAAACGGAUACAGGUACACAUAGUGUAAAUGGACAAAGGGCAAAUAUGUGCAUUGUUGUGUAAGUUGUUCAGAUCUUAUAAGUGCUUCUUAAAAUGGCUGGUAUGUACUGUAUACAUGAGUCUGCAAAGUGACACCCAUUGUUGUGAUAAGUGAAACCCUUCAGGCUCAAGUGCAAUGUGUCAUCAGUGUAUUUAAUGGGGCGAGGUUCCCAGUGAAUGUUGCAGGAGAUCAGUGAGUUAUUUUUAGCUGUCUUCACUCCCAAAUAAAUAUUUUCCCCUGUUGUUUGAAUGUGAUUUAUUUUUGGUAUUGUUUAAACUUUAGUUUCAGAAGUAAUGUGUUUUCAAGAGGAUCUUUAGAGUUAUGAGCUGCACCAAAUGUUGCCCAAUGCAAAAGAAAAUAAUUAUUUUGUGGAUGGGAGGUUAUUGUCUGCAUCUGCAGUACACAAGUGCGUCCCCAGCCAGCACUAGA